Scatophagus argus is the source of this 3076-nucleotide messenger RNA. RefSeq names its product ubiquitin-conjugating enzyme E2Kb (UBC1 homolog, yeast) (gene ube2kb). Gene Ontology annotation, cellular component: nucleus. The coding region runs from base 227 to 829 and encodes 200 amino acids. The transcript has 7 exons. Gene Ontology annotation, molecular function: ubiquitin conjugating enzyme activity; protein binding. The record is from RefSeq and is a predicted model, not a curated record. Gene Ontology annotation, biological process: proteasome-mediated ubiquitin-dependent protein catabolic process; protein polyubiquitination. NCBI's taxonomy places the organism in Eukaryota, Metazoa, Chordata, Actinopteri, Scatophagidae.
UGGCAGGCACGCACGCAGGCAGGCAGGCAGGCAGGCAGGCAGUCGACAGAAGCGGUGAGCUGCUUCUGAAAGUGAAAAGAAGAGGUAGACGGUGAAAGUCAAAGGAGGGCUUCAUAACUGUUAAAAAAAAAAAGCACCGCGCAGGCAGUCCCCAUACUGACAUACAACAUAGGUAGAAAGGCCCCGGGUCUUGCUUCAAGGCAGCAGCAGUUCAGCAGAUACAGCCAUGGCUAACAUCGCGGUCCAACGGAUCAAGCGGGAGUUCAAAGAAGUUCUCAAAAGCGAAGAGACAAGUAAAAACCAGAUAAAAGUAGAUUUGGUGGAUGAGAACUUCACAGAGCUGAGAGGGGAGAUAGCAGGACCUCCAGAUACACCAUAUGAAGGUGGUAGAUAUCAACUUGAAAUAAAAAUCCCAGAAACCUAUCCUUUUAACCCACCAAAGGUGCGUUUCAUCACUAAGAUCUGGCACCCUAAUAUCAGUUCUGUGACGGGAGCAAUAUGUCUGGACAUUUUAAAAGACCAGUGGGCAGCUGCUAUGACCCUGCGGACGGUGCUGUUGUCUCUACAGGCUCUUCUUGCUGCAGCAGAACCAGAUGAUCCACAGGAUGCAGUAGUAGCAAACCAGUAUAAGCAGAACCCAGAAAUGUUCAAACAGACCGCAAGGCUGUGGUCUCAUGUCUAUGCAGGCGCUCCUGUUUCCAGUCCCGACUACACACGCAAAAUAGACAAACUCUGUGCCAUGGGCUUUGAUAAGAAUGCAGUAAUAGCAGCCUUGUCUUCAAAAUCUUGGGAUGUGGAAACAGCGACAGAGCUGCUCCUCAGCAACUGAAAUCCAUCCAGGUGUGAGGAACCCAAACUCCCUUCAUCAUAGCAUCAGCUCCUCCCCGGCAGCAUUCCACCAUUGCCUUUUGUUACACAGACAACAGCCCAUUCACCACAGCAGUACGAGCCUUCUUUUCUAAUAAGUUUUCUUGCUACAAAUUCAACACCAGUAUUCACCACAGGCGCCAAUAUGCACACCACCCUGUUGCCUGUCUGACCCCAUCUGUCAAGUCUUUUCUGCCAUUAACUCAAAAUGUGUAAGCUUGUAAUAAGCCACCAAAAACUUAAGAUCGCUCAUCUUGUCUUCCGUGCCUGCUCUGUAGUCAUAUUGGCUCUGAAACUUUUUGCAGUUGCAAUUGCCUGGUGGAUUUUCCAGGGUAAAAUGUAAAAGAAAUCCAGCAUACUGUUCUCACAGUACAUCACCAUUUACUCCCCUUAGCAACCAGUUGGACCUUAUGGCAGAUAAUUCUCUUUUAUGGACAUGAAAUACUAUAGGUCCAACUGGACUAAAGUAACUUGAACGGAAAGUGUUCUGUAUGAGCGGUGUGAAGGAUUUUUCAUUAACAGUUUAUCAUAGACACUUCAAUCACCUGCAGAUGUUUGGAUGUGCAUGAUUUUUUUUCUGUAUGUAGAAUUAGAAAAGCUCACAGGCAUCCUAAAACAUCUGCACAUAUGCACAGAAGGAAAAAGAGUUGUGUGUAAAUAAGAUGAUGUGUGUAAAUUUGAAAAUACAACGGGGAUAUACUUUUUUUCUUACAUGGCAUUGUAAAACAAAUUAUUUUAAAUAUAAUCUAUAAGCCUAGUUUACAAUUCUAUGGAGAGAUAUCUUUUUAUUCUUUUGUGAUCCAUGAGCAAUGCCUCUGAAUGGCCUUUUGUUUUCAUUUCUCUUUUAAGAGUGUUGUUUAGGGGGUGGCAUAGCCAAAAUCCGGCCUUAAUGGCAUAGGAGGUGACAGCCAGCUCAGGCCCCUGAAGGUCAUUACAUGCAAUCUUUACUGCUACACCACAAUCUUACCUUGUGUUUUUCAUUGUCCUUGCAUGUUCUAUGCUGCCUUUAUUUUAUUUGGCCAAAUGAUGUGGUGAUGGGGUGUCUGUUUGCUUUAACGUCCCUUCAGAUGUGUGGAACUCGCAGGACUAUUUUCUGCGACCUGCGUAAAGGGACGUUCGGCAAGCCACUUAACCACACCCAGUUUGGCUUGAUAUCUGAAGGGAAACGAAGCCUUUCCUGUUGAUUUGAUGGGUUAUGUUGCUGGAAAUUUUUCUGAACAGAUUUGACUGUUCUGACAUGUGAUCCUGAAUGUUGUUAAGGAGUUUUAGUUUGCAAUGCUGUGGUUUUGUUUUUCACACUCAUUUCAGAGCAAUCAGUUUCAACCAUAUACAUGCAGAGUUUUGAGCCACGGGUUAAGGAUCUGUUUACCCUCUCAGUCCUGAUGUUGAUCAUUAUGAGGAGGAACUUUAUCAUAAACGGUUGAUCCAAUGCAGCACUACUCAGUCCAGACUUUGGCUAUAGAGAGAGAGCGAGAGCGAGAUGUAGGUGAUCUCUGUUCCCACACAUGCUUUUCUACACAGCCAAAUAAGAUGCUCAUUGAGGUUGUCUUUCAAUGAUGUCUUGUGAGUAGCGCAAGAGGCUGGAACUCCUCUGUAAUCCUACCAAGCAGAUAGCAGGCCUGCACAGUGUUUUCACACAUUUUGAUUUUAGGUACAUGGACUGUAAAGAAAUACUUAGCGUAAGUGGGGUGUUGCAGGAUCCUCACACAUGGCCUUUUUUUUUUGUUAAUAAACCAUAUUUCUUUUGCUUGCCCUCCAGCUCAGUUCAUUAACAACACAGUGGAAUAUUACAGUACUACAUGGGAAUUAUUGUGCACCCUCUACACUGACAGUGAACAGUUUCUAGCCAGAGCCAAAAAAAGAAGUUCAUAGUCAGGUAGAGAGCACACACCAUCUCCUUUACUUGUAAAUAGUCAGGUUCUUGACAAAGAGCCAUCUCGUUAUCACUAGAGUGCACCAUUGAUGGCUGGAUCUAUAUUUUGUAAGAAAAAUAAAGGACAAAAAAAACAACCCCCCUGUUCUCACCAUGUACAAUAUUGCACGAUAACGAAGCAUUAAAAAAAAAAAAAGUGGGGGGGGCUGUUGCAUUGUUUGGAUUGAGACUUAUUUUCCUUUUGUUUCCUUGGAAGCAAGCAUCAGCAGUAUAAAAAGCAUGGUUAUUUAUUGUGACAGUGUCAUGUUUCUUUGAUUAAAAAAAAGUGGAAAAUUG